AUGUAUCGAAUGCUGAAGAUUGAGAAAGAGAAGCCUCCUGAGAAUCAGAGACGAGCAGCUCCGAACCCCCGGUGGGAUUCUGUGGAGUUGGACACAGAGAGCUUGGCCCAGGAGAGAGCCUACCAACAGCAGCUACAAAUGCGUAUUGGCCACCAUGAUCCAAACAAAUACAUACUCCCACAAAAGGAAAAUACUAACAUGUUACAGCAGGGAGAUGGGGAGGAUGACGAUGUAAGUGAUGAUGAAAGUAAGGAUCGUUUGGUUUAUGAUAGCCUGGAAGUAGCAGCACAUUCCCGUAUCAAGAAGAAUCCCACUUUUUUACAGACUGAAUACCUGGAUACACAAAGAGAUGAAAGAGAGGAGAUAAGCCAGCUGCUUUCUGAUGAUGGCUAUUCAGACCUGCGCUACGACCCCAACUGGAGGACCAACCUGAUAGGAGCUGACUGCUUCAACGACAGUCCGCAGAGCUCCUUUGAUGAGUAUUACCAAAUCCCUAAAGAGAAAUCAAGCCGGUUAGGUGGAGACAGACAGGAAGUGGUCAUAAAAAGAGGAUACAGAUACAUCUGCAACACGAGUCCAGCUGUUGUGGCGACCCCUCAUAUGACUGGUAAUGAGUGUGACCAGCCGUACCGCCUACACCCACAAGAUGGUCAGAAUAGCUUCAUACAAUCUCCCCACCGUCACAAGCACGCUGUACAGCUGAGAUCACCAGAAGUUGACCUUUCAAGGCCGACCAACAUUUCUACAAAAAAUGACAGAGGGGGAUUUGAAGGGAAGCAUCAGAACAGUUGUGACAAAGCUGGAGUAGAUAUUAGCAGAUCUCCUGAGCUGACAGAGAACUCAGAGGAUAUAAAUGCUGUGUACAUCCAAGAAUUUCAAAGCGACUACCACCAUGAACUGAGACGCACACAAGGAGAAUCCAUUCAAACACAGCAAACGAGCUCAUCCACACUGAAGAGUUCAAAGGUUUUAUCAAAUAAAAAACAAGAAAGACUGAACGAAGACAUAGUGGAACGCAACAAAAUCACCCUGGGGCGCCACGCAUCCAAAUAUGGCUCCUAUGCGAGGGUGCACGCAGUUAAGCAGGAGAUGCCUCAGAAUUUGAAUAAGGUGCAUGAAACUCGUAAGGAGGCGACCACUGCAGAGAGUCAAGAGGACAGUUCAGACCCAGAGCAGAGGUGGCUCAAGAAAACACGGCAGUUGAGGGUCACCAAGAUCAGCAAAGGGAAGAAAGCCCAGCGGAAGGAAACCUCCAGCCCCUCACGGCAGCAGCAACCCCCUGCCCCGGGGGUCGAAGCUGAGUGGGGAGACUGUCUGAGCUCCCCAUUAGCAAGUCCAGCCGCUGUAACACAGCCAAAACCUCAGAAGACGACCUCAUCACAGCCUUUGCCUCCAACCAUUCAGUUCAACAUCAACCUGAACACUGUUCCCUUCCUCCAGCAGAACAGUGAUGAUGCCAUCAUGAAUUUAGCAUCUCUUCAUGAAUCUCAAUUUCACACAACUGCAUUAAAGUGGCCAUUAUACUGUGAAGAGGAGGACCAGAAGUGGAGCCCAGAUAAGCCAUUUCGACAAAACCUCUCCAGGACUCCCACCAGCACCUGGUCACAGGGCUCAGGCUCUUACACAGUGCUGCCCCCUAUAGGAAAGCAAGUGAUGGUUAAAGAGCCUGAGCUGUGCCCUCCUCAGAGUGUGAACACAACCUAUCCUAUCUAUACACACAGCUCUGGUGGCUACCUGGUGCAGAUGGAGAAACAGAAGCAGCUGAGGGAGAGAGUCACAUACAAGGCAUAUAGUCUGAAAGACUACAAGCAGUUGAAGCCAGUAGUGACUUUGCAAGGCCUGGGUCCUGACUACACAGCCACUGAAAAAACAGUAAGUAAAAUGAAACAACAGAAGCUGUAUUCAAAUGUGAUCCGCGAGCAGAACAAAAAGAUAAGUAGGAUUCCCUUUCUACUGGCCAAGGACCCGGAAGGCAAUGGCAAGAAAGUUCCCAGGAUGAAGGCCUUGGAGUAUGCUAAGACCAUAUCCAGACCCCCUGUACAGUCUCAACCCAAGCUGAGACAGAAACACCAGUCUGAGGGCUUCACUGAGCACACUCCUCACAUGGAGGGCCUGGACGUGUCCCAGCUUGCCACGCUGGAGCUCCUUAGAAAAAGGCACGAAGAAGAAAAGCAGGCUGUUGCGCUCUUCAGAAAAGUGCAUGCUGUAUGA
Molecule: messenger RNA, 2211 nt
Organism: Scomber scombrus (Atlantic mackerel)
Lineage: Eukaryota; Metazoa; Chordata; Actinopteri; Scombriformes; Scombridae
Gene: jhy
Product: junctional cadherin complex regulator
Exons: 8
Coding region: 1-2211 (736 amino acids)
Biological process (GO): axoneme assembly
Source: RefSeq, a predicted model, not a curated record